This is a messenger RNA of Porites evermanni, 3246 nucleotides long. Lineage: Eukaryota; Metazoa; Cnidaria; Anthozoa; Scleractinia; Poritidae. The record is from the annotation of a GenBank genome assembly.
AUGACCCAGAGAAUACUAACGCGUAUUCAAAAUCUUACCGAGUGCCUUUUAAAAGCCAAGCAAAAUAACAGCAGGUUUGAAGAAGGACGUGCCUAUUGCAAUCUCGGCAAUGCUUAUCAAAGCGUCUCCGACUUCCAACGAGCAAUAGAGUACCAUGAGAAGUACCUUAGCAUUGCCAAUGACGUCGGCGACAAGGCCGGAGAAGGACGUGCCUAUAGCGGUCUCGGCAUUGCUUAUAAAUCACUCGGUGACUUCCAACGAGCAAUAGAAUACCACGAGAAACACCUCAGUAUUGUCAAGGACCUCGGCGACAAGGCAGGAGAAGGACAUGCAUAUUGCAAUCUCGCCAGUGCUUAUCAAAACCUCGGCGACUUCCAACGAGCAAUAGAGUACCAGAAGAAAAACCUCAAAAUUGCCAAUGACGUGGGCGACAAGGCCGGAGAAGGACGUGCCUAUAGCGGUCUCGGCAUUGCUUAUAUAUCACUCGGUGACUUCCAACGAGCAAUAGAAUACCACGAGAAACACCUUAGUAUUGCCAAGGACGUCGGCGACAAGGCAGGAGAAGGACAUGCAUAUUGCAAUCUCGCCAGUGCUUAUCAAAACCUCGGCGACUUCCAACGAGCAAUGGAGUACCAGAAGAAAAACCUCAAAAUUGCCAAUGACGUCGGCGACAAGGCCGGAGAAGGACGUGCCUAUAGCGGUCUCGGCAUUGCUUUUAAAUCACUCGGUGACUUCCAACGAGCAAUAGAAUACCACGAGAAACACCUCAGUAUUGCCAAGGACGUCGACGACAAGGCAGGAGAAGGACAUGCAUAUUGCAAUCUCGCCAGUGCUUAUCAAAACCUUGGCGACUUCCAACGAGCAAUAGAGUACCAGAAGAAAAACCUCAAAAUUGCCAAUGACGUCGGCGACAAGGCCGGAGAAGGACGUGCCUAUAGCGGUCUCGGCAUUGCUUAUAAAUCACUCGGUGACUUCCAACGAGCAAUAGAAUACCACGAGAAACACCUCAGUAUUGCCAAGGACGUCGGCGACAAGGCAGGAGAAGGACAUGCAUAUUGCAAUCUCGCCAGUGCUUAUCAAAACCUCGGCGACUUCCAACGAGCAAUAGAGUACCAGAAGAAAAACCUCAAAAUUGCCAAUGAUGUCGGCGACAAGGCCGGAGAAGGACGUGCCUAUAGCGGUCUCGGCAUUGCUUAUAAAUCACUCGGUGACUUCCAACGAGCAAUAGAAUACCACGAGAAACACCUCAGUAUUGCCAAGGACGUCGGCGACAAGGCAGGAGAAGGACAUGCAUAUUGCAAUCUCGCCAGUGCUUAUCAAAACCUCGGCGACUUCCAACGAGCAAUAGAGUACCAGAAGAAAAACCUCAAAAUUGCCAAUGAUGUCGGCGACAAGGCCGGAGAAGGACGUGCCUAUAGCGGUCUCGGCAUUGCUUAUAAAUCACUCGGUGACUUCCAACGAGCAAUAGAAUACCACGAGAAACACCUCAGUAUUGCCAAGGACGUCGGCGACAAGGCAGGAGAAGGACAUGCAUAUUGCAAUCUCGCCAGUGCUUAUCAAAACCUCGGCGACUUCCAACGAGCAAUAGAGUACCAGAAGAAAAACCUCAAAAUUGCCAAUGAUGUCGGCGACAAGGCCGGAGAAGGACGUGCCUAUAGCGGUCUCGGCAUUGCUUAUAUAUCACUCGGUGACUUCCAACGAGCAAUAGAAUACCACGAGAAACACCUCAGUAUUGCCAAGGACGUUGGCGACAAGGCAGGAGAAGGACAUGCCUAUUAUAAUCUAGGCAUCUCUUUUUUAAAUUCAGAUUCUUUAAAUGAAGCUUUAGCUCAUUUUAGAUCGAGCGUAGAAACUCGAGACACUAUUAGAGGCAGUCUAAUUUCCAAAGAUGUCUGGAAAAUAAGUUUGCGGGAGGUUUCGAAAAAUGCCUACAACUGUUUAUGGCAAGUUUUUAUAAUGCUACAAAAGACGGACGAGGCUUUAGACGCUGCUGAGCAAGGAAGAGCACAAGCCCUGCUAGACGCGUUGGAAAUAAAAUAUGGCUUUCCAUCAUUUCCACACAGGUGCACUAAAUCUGAAGAAGAGGUUACAAACACUCCAAGAAAAAGAUCUACUUUGACAGUUUUUCUUGCAAUACAAAAUGAAACACUGAAUUUAUGGGUAUUGGGAAAGGAAAGCAAAGCUGUAUUCAGGCAAGCAAAGUUAAGAAGAGAAAGAGCACACGAAGAGCCAUUCGCUUUCCUUUUGGAAGCUGCUUUGAAAAAAAUUGAUGCUGGGGUCGAUGUAAGAUGCGAGAAUCGUUCAUUGGAUAAGAUAAGCGACAAUCCACAGAAUCCAGCUCCUAGUACUCGAGGCGACGGUCGAAUAUUGCAGCCUUCAUACAGGAAUACCGACUGGUUACAGCCACUAUAUGAUGUUGUUAUUGGUCCCAUUGAAGACUUGCUUAAUUGUGAUGAACUUAUUGUAGUCCCUGAUGGUGCUUUGUCUUUAGCUCCAUGGGCAGCCCUAAGUGAAUCAUUAAGGAUUCGCACUGUUCCCUCACUUUCAAUUUUGAAGCUGAUCGCUGAUUCUUCAACUGAUCACCACACUAAAGAUGGAGUCCUGCUUGUUGGAGAUCCAAGUCUGGAGAAAGUUACAAAUAAUUGGGGUAAGCCCAUUUACAAGCAACUUAAUUACGCAAAAAAGGAAGUAGAGAUGAUUGGAGGAGUUCUAAACGGCCAACCACUUACAGGAGAAGCUGCAACAAAACAGGAGGUGCUUAAAAGAAUAGAGUCAGUCGCUUUAGUUCACAUUGCAGCCCACGGAAGAAAGGAAACUGGUGAAAUUGCCUUGGCACCAAACCCCGGGUGGGAAUCAAAGAAUCCUAUUCCGAUGGAAGAGGAUUAUAUUUUGAAUAUGUCUGAUAUACAAGCUACUGAGUUGAGAGCGAGGCUGGUUGUUCUCAGUUGUUGCCAUAGUGGUAAAGGAGAAGUUAGCUCCGAAGGCGUCGUCGGUAUGGCGCGGGCUUUCUUGUUUGCUGGUGCUCGUUCUGUGCUAGUGUCACUCUGGGCAAUCGAUGACGAAGCCACAAUGGAGUUUAUGAAAAGUUUCUACCAACACAUGAGAGCUGGCGAAACUGCUAGUUAUGCUCUCCAGAAGGCCAUGAAAUGUCUCCGGGACUCGGAAAGCUUUUCUGCCCCGAAGUACUGGGCUCCAUUUGUGCUGAUUGGCGAUGACGUUACAAUUCAAUUUGAUAAAAAUAAUUGA